Messenger RNA from Suillus clintonianus, 968 nucleotides. Its product is annotated as nucleophile aminohydrolase. The record is from RefSeq and is a predicted model, not a curated record. The transcript is spliced from 6 exons. Bases 143 to 910 code for a protein of 255 amino acids. Gene Ontology annotation, cellular component: proteasome core complex. Lineage: Eukaryota; Fungi; Basidiomycota; Agaricomycetes; Boletales; Suillaceae.
GUGAUUACCAAAAGCAGCGGGUAAUACAUAUUGUGGGAAAAUACAACUGCCCACUUGAAUUACGCGGCCUGGGAGUCGGAUUGGACUGUCCGUCUUCAUUAACUCUUUCGACAACCAGCUCAAGCUUUGCCCACUCUUUCUAAUGCUCAUGCCUGACAUGGAUUCACUCGACCAUCCUCAGCAAAGGCGGUUCAACCCUUACACAGAAAACGGCGGUACAAUCCUUGCCAUUGCUGGUGCAGAUUUCAGUGUUAUUGCUGGCGACACACGACAGAGCGAAGGGUACUCAAUCCAAACGCGAUACGCACCAAAGGUCUUUCGAUUGACCGAUCGCGCGGUGUUGGCUGUAAACGGGUUCUCAGCAGAUGGCAAUAUGUUUGUGAAGAAAGUGAAACAACGUCUCGAGUGGUACCGUCACGCCCAUGCGAAAGAUAUGCCUCUACGAGCAAUAGCAAGAUUAAUUCAAACGAUGCUUUAUGCACGCCGGUUCUUUCCGUACUACGUGUAUAACAUCUUGGGUGGCAUCGAAGAGGAUGGCACUGGUGCCGUGUAUUCAUUCGACCCCGUGGGCUCGUAUGAGCGAGAAGCAUGUCGUGCUGCAGGUGCUGCUCAGUCAUUAGUCCAGCCAUUCCUGGACAAUCAAAUCUACUUCAAGAACCAACAAGCUGCACUGGGGACUUCACAUCCGUCACAUCUACCCCUAGAGACUGUCUUGUCGAUAGUCAUCGACUCCUUCACGAGCGCAACUGAGCGCCACAUCGAAGUCGGUGAUGGCCUUGAAAUUUUCAUCGCCCUUGCGAAGGGACGUACUCUACAGGGUACGGAAAGCAUCAGGGGUCUGCAAGAGCUUACAGUGGCGGAAGAUGGGGAACGCUUGUUUGUUAUGAGGCGGGAUCUGAAGAAGGAUUAAAUUGCUUGUAUUCUGAACAGCUUUUCCCUUGAUGAAUACAUUUUUGUGACUGUCGCAG